UUGCGUCUGAAAAAGCGUUAGAACCCACCCGUCUUACACAUCAAUAGCUUGACGAGAUGAACACUCCUUUCCCCCUAUUGUUUCUUUUUGCGUGGCUACUACUGCUGUCCAGCGAAGUAAGCUCACGGCCGCAGGCGGGAAGCAAGCAUGAUACCCCAGACCGAUCUGUGGUCCCAAAUCCAGCCAUCACGCGUAAGAUGAAGGAAUUCAAAACAGAAGUCAUCAAAUCGAGGAUACUGAGCGAAGUAAAUCUUCUGGAACCUCCUGUCAUUACGGAACCAGUGCACAUUCCUCAGCACUUAUUGAAUCUCCUCAUUGAGAAUGAAGUAAAAGAAUUCACUCUUGGCGAAGGAGAAAAUUUAAUAGCAUAUCCAUUUAAUGAUAAUACCACUUGCCGAAAUGAAACAUCUUGUGCAAAAUACGAGUUUAAAUUGUCACCGGAUAGCAAACCUAUGUCAUCGAUGCAUCUUUGGAUUCAAAAGAAGGAAAAAUCCAUGCCCAUAGAAGUGACGGUUUGCCUUUUUACUUCACCGGCGGAAGAAGAGCAAGAAUGCGAAUACCAGGAAAAACUCAUCGAAGUGAAGACCGAAAAAGGAUGGUCUAUAUUUGAACUUCCCUACAAGUUUUUCAUGGAGCCCAAAAGUGAAUCCUUAUUUUGCACGGUAGAGAUAUCUGGUUCAAUUACUGAAAUACGUGGAGAUCAAAAACCAUUUAUUGUUGCAAAUUUGAAUCCUGCUGCCUCGGAGAGAAAAAGGAGAAGCACUGUUAACGAUGCCAACAAAAAUUGCACAUGUUGUCUCGUAGAUUUCUAUGUCUCAUUUAAAGAACUGGAUUGGCCUUGGGUAGUAGCUCCUUUAGGAUUUAAUGCAAAUAUGUGCUAUGGAAAAUGUAAUUACCAACUUAAUUCUUAUCCUAGCCACUAUCACAGAAUUUUAAGUACAAUAUUAAACAAUAAAACUACUUCACUUGAAAAUAAAGAGGAUUUGUGGACUCCGUGCUGCAGUCCUACAAAGUUGAAACCUCUGGAUAUGAUUUAUAUAGCUAGUAAUAACACAAGCACCAAUACUUCAACCUCUGUCAUUUAUCAUAAAAUACCUGAUAUGAUAACAGAAUCAUGUGGAUGUUGGUGAAUUCCAUGAAAGAAAUAAGACAAUAGUAUUCAAAUUUUUUAAAACUGGUCAGAUGAAAAGGUCAGAAUAAAGGUUUGCCCUUUAUUCAGCAUCAGAUAAUUUUUGUCAAAAAGUACUAUACGAUUGAAAAAAUAAUUUUUAUGAAAAAUAAAAGCUUAACUAAGCUGUGAUUUCAUAUACUAGUGAAAUAAGUUGUAAAUAGUAGAUACGUUAAUUUUCUUUCUUAUACACAUCCGGAAAAAAAACUGUUUUGUUAAGGAAAUGUCAUUGUUUGAUGUUUGAACAUGCUUUUUUAUCACUUUCCAUAACUUGUAAUAUUAUAAUUACAUCUGUAAAUUAAAACACCUGCAUGCUAAAUAUCAUUUGUUCUUCAUAUUUAUUUAAUUCCUAUUUGUUUUUUUCCGGAAGUGUAUACUGCAAGAGUUUUUGUUCACAAAUAAAAGUGUUGUUUUUCA
Argiope bruennichi is the source of this 1585-nucleotide messenger RNA. RefSeq names its product inhibin beta E chain-like. The record is from RefSeq and is a predicted model, not a curated record. Gene Ontology annotation, molecular function: growth factor activity; cytokine activity. Gene Ontology annotation, biological process: SMAD protein signal transduction. The transcript is spliced from 3 exons. The coding region runs from base 57 to 1130 and encodes 357 amino acids. Gene Ontology annotation, cellular component: extracellular region. NCBI's taxonomy places the organism in Eukaryota, Metazoa, Arthropoda, Arachnida, Araneae, Araneidae.